Molecule: messenger RNA, 1023 nt
Organism: Colletotrichum aenigma
Lineage: Eukaryota; Fungi; Ascomycota; Sordariomycetes; Glomerellales; Glomerellaceae
Gene: FEN2-0
Product: Pantothenate transporter FEN2
Exons: 7
Coding region: 1-1023 (340 amino acids)
Biological process (GO): transmembrane transport
Cellular component (GO): membrane
Molecular function (GO): transmembrane transporter activity
Source: RefSeq, a predicted model, not a curated record
AUGGCAGAGAAACAGAGCUAUGGUGUUGACGUAGCCGCAAAAUACCGACCAGAGAACGCACGCGACGCGGAUCGACAAGAAGAUACGGAUGGUCCCCCCGAAGAACACCGGCCGAACCGAAACUUCAGCAAAAAGUCAUUCUUUUCCUGGUUCGACAGAAACGAUGGACCCUUGGAGCGAAGAGUGAUACUGAAGCUUGACUUUCUCAUUUUGACAUAUGCUUUCGUGGGCUUCUGGAUUUUGUACAUCGACAGAGGAAUCCUGACCAAUGCGUACAUCAGUGGCAUGCGAGAAGAUCUCGAGCUCUUGGGCAAUGAAUUGGUGCAAUUGGGGUCCAUCUUCAGCGUGGGGUACUGUGUAUCUAUGAUACCAGCAACGCUCCUGGUCACUAAGUAUCCUGCUCAAUAUGUAAUUCCGACUUCGAUGACGAUUUGGGGGAUAUUUACAUUGUUGUGCUACCGUGCAAACAGCUUCGCAGAGCUGGCAGGCUAUCGCUUCUUAGUUGGUCUUCUUGAAGGACCUUACUUCUGCUCGAUACAUUAUGUUCUCGGAAGCUGGUAUCGAGGCGACGAGCUUAUGCGCCGAGCUGGAAUAUUCUACGUCUCAAGCGGCGUCGGCACGAUGACAACCGGCCUUCUUGCUUCUCGUGUCUAUCAAUCCUUAGAUGGCGCUCUGGACCUUCCGGGGUGGAGAUGGAAGUACAUUGUUGCGUCGAUCAUGACUUUCCCGAUUGCCGCAUGGGGGGCAAUUACCUUCCCAGGUACACCAAAACAUGGGAAAAGAUGGUACUUCACAGACGAAGAGUUUGCCUUGGCGAAAAAAAGAAUGAUUCUUGAAGGUCGAUUCGAUCCUGAGGGACUGAGCUUAUCUUGGCUUUCCGUCAAAAGAUUCCUCGGCAGAUGGCACUUUUGGGUGCUCGUCCCUUGGAAUGUGAUGUGGCUGAUGGGGUACGAGAGUAUGGUCACAGGCAAUCAGUCCAAGCAUUGGGAUCUUAUUCAUUCUCGGGUUCUCAUGGACAAUUGA